Messenger RNA from Helianthus annuus (common sunflower), 984 nucleotides. RefSeq lists its product as uncharacterized. The transcript has a single exon. The coding region runs from base 1 to 984 and encodes 327 amino acids. The record is from RefSeq and is a predicted model, not a curated record. Lineage: Eukaryota; Viridiplantae; Streptophyta; Magnoliopsida; Asterales; Asteraceae.
AUGUAUUUACUUGUCUAUGUUGAUGAUCUUAUCCUUACUGGUAAUCAUUCACCAACCACUAAAUCCUUUAUUACCACUCUUGGCAAGGAAUUUGCCAUCAAAGAUCUUGGGAGACUCAACUACUUUUUGGGAUUGGAGGUUACCUACACUACAAAUGGUCUUUUCUUGAAUCAAUCAAAAUAUACGAUGGAUAUUCUGACUCGGGCUAAAAUGUUGGAUGCUAAACCAGCACCAACACCUUUAAGCUCCAAUGUUUCUUUUGUCACUGCAGGUACCCCUUUUUCCGAUGUUACGCUUUAUCGAUCCGUUGUAGGUGCUCUCCAAUAUUUAACGAUCACGAGACCUGACAUUUGUUAUGCUGUUAAUCAAGUUAGUCAACUUUUACAUGCUCCAACUGUUGAUCAUUUUAAGGAGGUAAAAAGGAUUCUUCGGUAUCUCAAAGGUACUAUUGCCUUUGGGUUACACUAUAGUCGUCCCACUACCACAUCGCUACUUGGAUUCUCUGAUGCAGAUUGGGCCCGUUGCUUGGAGACACGUUGCUCCACUUAUGGCUAUUCAAUUUUUUUGGGUGGUAACUUGAUCUCUUGGAGUGCUAAAAAGCAACCAACUGUUGCCAGAACUAGUUGUGAAUCUGAGUAUCGUGCUAUGGCCAACACCGCCGCUGAAAUUGUUUGGAUCACUCAUCUUCUUCAGGAGUUACAUGCUCUUCCGCCUGAUAGACCAACCAUACUAUGUGAUAAUCAUAGUGCUUUAUUUCUCACACAAAAUCCUGUUUCCCACAAACAUGUUAAACACAUUGAUUUGGAUUAUCAUUUUCUACGAGAACUUGUCAAUGCUAGAAAAUUGGUUACUAAAUUUGUUCCGACCAAGCUUCAGGUGGCUGAUAUUUUCACGAAGAGUCUUCCUUCGUCUCAGUUCGACAUUUUUCGUCAGAUGCUUCGUAUCGGUCCACCACCGUUCAGCUUGCGGGGGGAUAGUAGAUAA